This is a messenger RNA of Brassica napus (rape), 1500 nucleotides long. Its product is annotated as protein DOWN-REGULATED IN DIF1 11-like. Bases 1018 to 1500 code for a protein of 160 amino acids. The transcript has a single exon. NCBI's taxonomy places the organism in Eukaryota, Viridiplantae, Streptophyta, Magnoliopsida, Brassicales, Brassicaceae. The record is from RefSeq and is a predicted model, not a curated record.
AAACUAUUAAUACAUUAUAAUAUUUUAUAAUACAUUUUACAUAUAUUUAAUUUGAAUAACAUAAACAAUUGAACUAUCUGCAUAAGGACCCCCUCUGCAUAAUAUCUAAUUUUUGCUUUAUAAUCAGAAAUUUUUUACAAUUGAUGUGUGAAUGUUAUAUAUAUAUAUAUAUAUAUAUUGUGUGAUAGUAUAAUAUUUAGAUUUAAAAUUUAAUCACUAUUAAUAUUUUGACGAAUUUUAGCCAAUACUCUAUAUCAAAAAAGCAACAUAUUUAACAGUUCAAAACCUUUUAUUCAAGUAUAACCAGUAAGAACUCAGAUAAACAUAAACUCAGAGGGAUCAACGAACCAAAAGACAAAAUUUCAUGAUUGUCUAUGUUUUUGGUAUUUAUCUCAAACGUCGUUUCAAGUUAUAUAUCCACAGUCAUCCUUCUUCAUGUAAUAGCUUAUUCUUCUUCUUCUUGCUUGCUUGUUAAAUAUUUAUGUAGUACUUAAUCAUAAAUAUCUAUUAGACAAGACUAGACAAAACUCUUAUACAAUUCUUUGCAAAAAAAAACGUAUAUGCUUCAUCUACAAAUGAUCUUUGGUUUUGCGAAUUCAUCACUAUUUUAGACCAUGAAUUUUUUCAAGAAACAUAGAUCCGAGUUUCCAUUUAAUUACAAUCUUUUACUUAAGUGAAACACUACUUUAUACGUUUCAAAUUGGUGUAAUUUUAUUUUUAAAAAAUAUUUAGUAAUUAUAAAUGUCGUUAUGCAAAAAAUUUAAAGACACAUGAAACAUAAUGAUUAACUAUCAAUGCCUGAAACAUAGAAAUCAAUUUAAAAAUGUUAAUCUUAGAGUUAACUAAAGUUAUAAAGGAAAUAUGAUAUUUCGAAAAACUAAAAAUGUUAUUUUAUUAAUUAAUACACUCACCAACAAUAACAUUCAAAACCAUUUGAUUACUAUAUAUAUACAUUUAGAUAUCAUCGUAAGAGGAGAAAAAAAAAUCAAAGAAUAAGUACAAAAUUAAUCAUACAAAAUGGACACUAAGACAAUUUUUAUGGCAUUUUUCAUAAUCAACAUUUUAGUGUCAUGUGCGUAUCCAUGUUUGGGCCAAGAAGAUGUUGACGAUAAACCACUAGUCAAUCCCGGUGAGUUUGAUACAUUGGAUGCAUUAUCGCCGGCUUCGCAGGAGUACAAUAUUUAUAUGUUAGAGAACCUCCCACCAAAAUACAAAACGUAUCUCGGAACCUGCGCUGAUAAAAUGGGGCCCAGUGGUAUUUCGGAAUGUAAUGAAGAUGUUCUUAGAGAGAUUCUUACGAACAAACCUGUUUCAAGAGAGUGUUGUUUGAUGGUAGUAAGAGCUGGAAAAGAAUGCUACAUGGAGAUUAGAAAGUUCAUGUUUCGAUUGUAUCAACUCAAACGCUUUGCUUCUCAAGUUUUUUUCAAAACUAAUGAGGUUUGGAACAGAUGUUCAGCUGAAGUUGAAAGUCCUUCUUCAUCUCACGACCACGCGAUUUAG